GGUCAGUCCCUGGGGGAGGCGGGCCUGGGUGAGGAGGCCCCGCGGUGAAGGCGGAGAGCUCGUAAGCCGCUAGGCCUCGGCCGCGUCCCUGCAGCCACAUGGCCUCCGGAGUGGGCGCGGCCUGCGAGGAGCUGCCUCCCGACGGCACGUGUGACGAGUGCGAGCCCGACGAGGCGCCCGGGGCGGAGGAGGUGUGCCGCGAUUGCGGCUUCUGCUACUGCCGCCGCCACGCCGACGCGCACCGCCAGAAGUUCCUCAGCCACCGCCUGGCCGAGUACGUCCAUGGCGCCCAGGCCUGGACCCCGCCAGCCCGCGAGGACGACGUGGUCCCCGAAGACGUCGAGGCCAAAGGGGAGCCCGAGGGAGAGGUAGAGAGCGAGGUGGGCGAAGAAGAGAGCGAGACGGAGGAAGACAGUGGGUCGGAAGAAGAGAGCGAGACCGAGGAAGACAGCGAGGAUGAGAGUGAUGAGGAGAGCGAGGAAGACAGCGAGGAAGAGAUGGAGGACGAGCAGGAAAGCGAGGCGGAGGAAGACAACCAAGAAGGAGAAUCCGAGGCAGAAGGAGAAACCGAGGCAGAAAGCGAAUUCGACCCCGAAAUAGAGAUGGAAGCGGAGAGAGUGGCCAAGAGGAAGUGUCCGGACCAUGGGCUGGAUUUGAGCACCUAUUGCCAGGAAGACAGGCAGCUCAUCUGUGUCCUGUGCCCAGUCAUUGGGGCUCACCGGGGCCACCAGCUCGCCACGCUAGAUGAGGCCUUCGAAGAACUGAGAAGCAAAGAUUCCGGUGGACUGAAGGCAGCUAUGAUAGAGUUGGUGGAGAGGUUAAAGUUCAAGAGCUCAGACCCUAAAGUAACUCGAGACCAGAUGAAGUUAUUUAUACAACAAGAAUUUAAGAAAGUUCAGAAAGUGAUUGCUGAUGAGGAGCAGAAGGCCCUUCAUUUAGUGGACAUCCAAGAAGCAAUGGCCACAGCUCAUGUGACUGAGAUACUGGCGGAUAUCCAAUCUCACAUGGAUAGGUUGAUGACUCAGAUGGCACAGGCCAAGGAACAACUUGAUACCUCUAAUGAAUCAGCUGAGCCAAAGGCAGAGGGUGAUGAAGAAGGACCAAGUGGUGCCAGUGAAGAAGAGGACACAUGAAGACUUCCCAUCCCUCGUGGAAAACACCCCUUCCCUGUGUGUAUGUGACAGCGUGUAUGUAAUGGCUUCUGAUAUCUGUGAAAGCUGCCUGGCAACAAACUUCUUCCACUGGAUAUGUCCCCAGGUCCACAGCAGGCACACAUGUCUUCAAGGGACAACAAGUUUUAUGCAUACUGACUGUGUGCUUCUUGUUCUUGUGUGGUAGGUCACAGGAAGAGUUACUUUGGUCAGCUUGGAGGCUCUUCAGGCAACUUCCCAAAGGCCACUUUGAACUGACUUACUCAGGAAAGCCAGUCCCUGAAAUAUUGUGCAAGUCAACAAACAGUAUCAGUUCACUCCUUAGGAAGGUUCUAGAAUACCUUGAAAGGAAAUCAGUUUUUUUCCUUAUCUGCAAACAGAAAACCCACUUUGUUGGUACUGAAGCUGAAAGCAGGACCACACUGACUCAUUAGACAGUCUCUCGUAAUCCAGUUCUGCCUUUGUGAAAGACAUUAGGGCAGCUGGGUGGAAAAUGGGCUUGAAGAGAGAGUCCAGAGCUAGAAAAGAAGAUAUUUUUAGUAUGUGAGGUUAUCUAGGACUUCAGAUUCAUAAUUCAGUGCUGUGGAAAUGGAAAAAGUGAUUGAAGAGGUAGGAAGGGAAUGACUUUAAGGAGUGUGAGGGGAAAGGAGCAAAGAAAUCUGAUUAAAAAUUGAAAUCAGUGUUUCAGAA
Messenger RNA from Phodopus roborovskii (desert hamster), 1841 nucleotides. It is a transcript of the gene Trim44, whose product is annotated as tripartite motif containing 44. Gene Ontology annotation, molecular function: zinc ion binding. Lineage: Eukaryota; Metazoa; Chordata; Mammalia; Rodentia; Cricetidae. The transcript is spliced from 5 exons. The record is from RefSeq and is a predicted model, not a curated record. The coding region runs from base 99 to 1133 and encodes 344 amino acids.